AUGUGGAUAUUCCUACUAAUUAUGAGUGUGUACGUUUCAAAAACGUAUGCGAUCAACAUAACGGUGGAACUGCGUAGUACUGGAUCUAUCAUUGCAAGACUUAUGAAGACAAAUCAGUACGAUGACUAUUUGAAAAUGUUUGUUGAGCAAGAGAGAGAAUACAGAAUUAUAAAAGAUUAUCGAACAUCGCAAGGAAUUGCUUCAUGGUACGACGAAUUUUAUCUCGGAGAAGUUAAAGUUGGCACUCCAGCUCAAUCAUUCUACCUUGCUAUGGAUACCGGUUCCUCUGUAAUGUGGUUGGUUGAUGGCGCAUGUACACACGCAAUUUGCAAUGGUUAUCCGAAUAGUGGACGGAGUAAACAGAAGUUCUACUACGGGAAAUCCAGCACAUUUAAACGUACAAGCGAUCAUUUCGCGUUGAAUUACGGUUCUGGAUAUGCUGGUGGUUUCACUGGAACAGACAAUAUCGCCUAUGGAUCGUUCUUCAUGAAAGAUCAACAACUUGGUGUGGCCAACUGGCUCGCUCCGUUCUUCGGCACAGCUCCAAUGGACGGAAUUUUCGGUCUUGGAUUCAGCGAGUACAAAAAUCUGAACGCACCAAUGCCAACAGUGAAACACUUCAUGGAUCAACAGCAGUUCACCGUGUACAUGAAUAGAAGGGUAGCUAUCAGCAGAGGACAAUUAGGAGGUUACAUCACGUAUGGUGCUUAUGACAGCACGAACUGUGAACCACAAAUUUACUACACACCUCUAGCCGUUAAAAACAAAUGGAUCAUCAAUAUUGCAGGAUUCAGCAUAGGAUCAUUCACGCAUACUGCUAAUCAACAUGCUAUUUCUGACACAGGAACAACGUGGAUAGGUGUUCCGAACGCGGUUCUGAACAAUAUCCUCUAUCAAACGCAAAGUUGGUGGGAUCCUAACCGGAAGCUCUACAUUAUCCAAUGUUCGAAAAUGUCGAGCCUUCCACAGAUGAUUUUCCAUCUUGCUGGUCGCAAAUUUACUGUACCUUCGGUACAGUACGUGCUUGAUUUGAAUCUUGGAAAUGUGCGUGAUGGCGAUUUUUGCCGUCGAUUCCGCCGCCUUUGGAUCACAGUUCAUCCUCGGCCAACCGUUUAUCCGCACAUUCUGUCAAACGUACGACAUCGCCAACGAAAGAAUUGGAAUCUCUGUUUCAAGACCUCAGAAACCCUAAUUUAUUGGUGA
Messenger RNA from Necator americanus (New World hookworm), 1203 nucleotides. RefSeq lists its product as uncharacterized. The record is from RefSeq and is a predicted model, not a curated record. Gene Ontology annotation, biological process: cell death; proteolysis. Bases 1 to 1203 code for a protein of 400 amino acids. The transcript has 8 exons. Gene Ontology annotation, cellular component: lysosome. Gene Ontology annotation, molecular function: aspartic-type endopeptidase activity. Lineage: Eukaryota; Metazoa; Nematoda; Chromadorea; Rhabditida; Ancylostomatidae.